Phoenix dactylifera (date palm) is the source of this 1362-nucleotide messenger RNA. RefSeq names its product PHD finger protein ALFIN-LIKE 8-like. Gene Ontology annotation, molecular function: transcription coregulator activity; transcription cis-regulatory region binding; histone binding. Gene Ontology annotation, biological process: regulation of DNA-templated transcription. The record is from RefSeq and is a predicted model, not a curated record. Lineage: Eukaryota; Viridiplantae; Streptophyta; Magnoliopsida; Arecales; Arecaceae. Gene Ontology annotation, cellular component: nucleus.
UGCAGGAACCCCCCCCCCCCCUAAAAAAAAAGAAAGCAAAUCAACACCAAAGCCAACGAAGAAAGCCCUUCAAAACCCUCUCGCCUUUUCUCCUCUCUUCGCUCUCUUCUUCUCCGCUCUUUCCACUUUCCCUCUUUAUUGGAGGGAUUUGAACCCCCUCUCUCUCCACUAGAAACCCUAACCCUAAUUGUUCUGUCUGACUUCUUUAUCGCUCUCUUUGCUCCGGUCUACGGGAUUUGUUGGGCGAAAUCCCUCAUCGUUAUCGCCAUUAAAGAACUCGCAAGGUCUCUUUGUCUGCUCGAAAUGGAAGGGGGCGCGGGGGCGUACAAUCCGCGGACGCCGGAGGAGGUCUUCCGGGAUUUCCGAGGCCGCCGGGCUGGAAUGAUUAAAGCUCUCACCACCGACGUUGAGAAGUUCUACCAGCAGUGCGACCCCGAAAAGGAAAACUUAUGCUUAUAUGGACUUCCAAAUGAAACAUGGGAAGUAACCUUGCCUGCCGAGGAAGUUCCUCCUGAACUUCCAGAACCAGCAUUAGGAAUUAAUUUUGCUCGAGAUGGAAUGGAUGAGAAGGAUUGGUUGUCACUUGUUGCAGUCCACAGUGAUUCAUGGUUAUUGGCUGUUGCCUUCUAUUUUGGUGCGCGUUUUGGGUUUGAUAAAGAAUCCAGGAAGCGACUCUUCCAAAUGAUAAAUGGUCUCCCCACUAUAUAUGAGGUUGUGACAGGAACUGCCAAGAAGCAAUCAAAAGAAAAGCCCAACAGCAGCAGCAAGAGCAAGUCUGGCUCAAAGCCAUCACGUCAGUCUGAGCCCCAUACAAAGGCCCCAAAGAUGCCUCCACCAAAAGACGAGGACGAGAGUGAAGGAGAAGAUGAGGAGGAUGAAGAAGAGCAUGGGAACACGUUGUGUGGUGCAUGUGGGGACAACUAUGCCAAUGAUGAAUUCUGGAUUUGCUGUGACAUUUGCGAGAGAUGGUUUCAUGGCAAGUGUGUCAGGAUCACUCCUGCUAGGGCUGAACACAUCAAGCAGUACAAAUGCCCUGCUUGCAGCAAUAAGAGGGCCAGAGCAUGAUGGAACUGGAAAGCUUGUGGUUGUUUUAGAGAUAGGGGCGGUAGAAAUACAAAGGGGGGGAACCAUUUUGGAUGCAGCAGUGAACAAACCUGCGUGCUUGAGUCUUGAUCUCAGUUUAGACUUGAUUUAGUCAUAUUGGACAUGUUCUUGUUGAUAAUUGGUGUCUAUUUAGUGUCAACAGCCGGUAAUUGGUGAUGUUUCUUUUAUGACCGAACACUUUCUUAGCUAAUCUAGUAGAGUGCUUCCUUUGGCAGACCUUUUCUACUGCUUCAGGACCUCUGAUUUCUUUCUUGGCUA